Messenger RNA from Strongyloides ratti, 465 nucleotides. RefSeq names its product Calponin homology domain and Smooth muscle protein/calponin family-containing protein. Gene Ontology annotation, molecular function: protein binding. Bases 1 to 465 code for a protein of 154 amino acids. The transcript has 2 exons. NCBI's taxonomy places the organism in Eukaryota, Metazoa, Nematoda, Chromadorea, Rhabditida, Strongyloididae. The record is from RefSeq and is a predicted model, not a curated record.
AUGGCUGCGGGUUGGAAUAAAUUUACAGGCAAAAGCCCAUAUCCAGAAUUAUCAUCAAACUCUGACCAUUCAUCUGUAUGUUAUGGUGUUAAGACUAACAGAAAUUAUCGUCUUGGAUGGAUUCAGGGUAAAAGAGAUGAGUUGAUGGAACAAUCUGUAAUUGAAUGGAUAGAAAUUGUACUUAAAAAGUUUGCCCCAUCUUCAAAUGAAAUUGGGGAAUGGUUAAAAAAUGGGGUUAUAAUUUGUGAAGUUUUAGAGGCAACAUUUCCUAAAUCUUUAGUUAGAAAAAUUAACUAUAAACAAUCACAAUUUUCAUCAUCAGAAAAUAUUCAAAAUUUUUUGGAGUCAGCCGAAAAACUUGGUAUCAGAAAAGACCACUUAUUUGAGGCAUCUGAUUUAAUAGAUGAAAAAGAUUUGGGAAAAGUUUUUAGAACAUUAAAUAUUUUAAGAGAAAAAUGUUUAUAA